AUGGAAUUCCCGCCACCUCACAUCCAACCUUGGCAAACGUCGCACACACAUACGGUGAUCCUGCUUCAUGGCCGCGGCAGUGAUGGCGAAGAGUUUGCCGAGGAAUUUUUCUCUUCCGCUACCUCGAAAGGUAAAAGUUUGGCCUCUUGUCUACCUUCCUAUCGUUGGGUCUUUCCUACCUCUUGCGAUCGAUGGACCACCAGAUUCCAAGAGGAAAUAUGCUCCUGGUUUGAUGCGUACUCUCUGGAUGAUAUCCAUGAGAGACAGGAACUUCAGAAAAAAGGCCUAAAGGAGUCAGUCUUACACGUCAUUGACAUCAUCGAAAGUGAAGCAAAGCUGCUCGAUGGGCGGUUUUCCAACAUAUAUCUCGGAGGCAUCAGCCAAGGAAUGGCAACCUCUUUCUGGGCAUUCUUUGCAGCAAUUGGACUAGGAAAGAUUCAGGAGCCGCUAGGUGGAUUAUUGGGAUUUUGUGGAUGGUUUCCAUUUGCACAUCAGCUCGAGACUUUGCUAUCGGAGCCUGCCGUCAAUUUCUCCCAGACUCACGCGAUCCAGGAUCAAAUAUCGUCGUUCUUCUUUUCUGAAAUUGCUGGCAAUGAGACCUUGGAGAUUACCCAGAUGUCGAACAGCUCUAUCAUAUGUACGCCUGUAUUCUUAAGCCACGGAACAGAUGAUGUGUGGGUAUCUGUUGAACUCGGGCGUCAGGCAUCUCAAAUCCUGCAGAAAAUCAUGGUACACGUCGAGUGGAACGAGUUUACUGGGGCAGAGGGGGACGGUCAUUGGGUCAAGGAGCCUGAAGGUUUUGAUCAAAUUCUUCAGUUCCUUGGCAGCUGA
This is a messenger RNA of Penicillium manginii, 831 nucleotides long. RefSeq lists its product as uncharacterized. Gene Ontology annotation, molecular function: palmitoyl-(protein) hydrolase activity; carboxylic ester hydrolase activity. The record is from RefSeq and is a predicted model, not a curated record. Gene Ontology annotation, cellular component: cytoplasm. Lineage: Eukaryota; Fungi; Ascomycota; Eurotiomycetes; Eurotiales; Aspergillaceae. Gene Ontology annotation, biological process: protein depalmitoylation. The transcript has a single exon. Bases 1 to 831 code for a protein of 276 amino acids.